Hevea brasiliensis (rubber tree) is the source of this 2456-nucleotide messenger RNA. RefSeq names its product homogentisate phytyltransferase 1, chloroplastic. The record is from RefSeq and is a predicted model, not a curated record. Bases 166 to 1278 code for a protein of 370 amino acids. Gene Ontology annotation, cellular component: membrane. Lineage: Eukaryota; Viridiplantae; Streptophyta; Magnoliopsida; Malpighiales; Euphorbiaceae. Gene Ontology annotation, molecular function: prenyltransferase activity. The transcript is spliced from 12 exons.
AAAUUCCAAAUGGGCAACCCAGUUGCUUCUUUGCUUCUCCAUCCUACUUUCUCACUCAAAUAAUUUCUUCUAUUCACAGGAGCAACACAGAAAGAGAGAUUAGUAGUAGCAGUAGUUUUGGACUUCUGAUUAACUUAAGAAGCAUCAGUUCCCAAUCAGUUGGAGAUGGUGGUUAUGGAGUCUCUGCUUCUUGGGUCGUUUCCUAAGCCUUCUUCGGUCACUUCUGGUGGAAAUUGUUGGGAGAGUAACAAUUUCAGAGUGGGUCACUCUCCAAGGGUAACCCGUUCUAUAGCAUCAGUCAGAGUUGCCAGGUGCAGAACAUGGAACGUCCUAGAAAGAUAUUAUGUUGCAAAGUUUCCGCUUCCUCGAAUGAACCAUCAUCUUAGAUGUAGUGUGGAAAGAUCUAACAUUUAUCAGAGAAAAAAGGGUGCCCAUUUCUUGGUGUAUACCGCCUCUGGACAGCCUCUUGAAUCUGAGUCAGAUGCUUAUAGUCCUAAGAUUACUUCAAAUUCUGUUCUCAAUGCAUUAGAUGCUUUCUACAGAUUUUCACGUCCUCAUACGGUUAUAGGCACAGCUUUGAGCAUCUUAUCGGUUUCUCUCCUUGCAGUAGAGAAACUCUCGGAUCUUUCUCCACUGUUCUUGACAGGUGUUUUGGAGGCAGUGGUUGCUGCCCUCAUGAUGAAUGUAUACAUAGUUGGUUUAAAUCAAUUAACUGACAUCGAAAUAGACAAGGUUAACAAGCCAUAUCUUCCAUUGGCAUCUGGAGAGUAUUCCAAGGGCAUUGGUGUUAUGAUUGUUGCAUCUUUCUCCAUAAUGAGCUUUUGGCUUGGAUGGGUUGUUGGUUCAUGGCCAUUGUUUUGGGCUCUUUUUGUCAGUUUUGUUCUUGGAACAGCAUAUUCAAUCAAUUUGCCAUUAUUGAGAUGGAAAAGGUUUGCAUUUGUUGCAGCAAUGUGCAUCUUAGUUGUCCGGGCAGUGAUCGUUCAACUUGCCUUUUAUCUGCACAUGCAGACCCACGUGUACAGAAGACCUACUGUCUUUUCCAGGCCUCUGAUUUUUGCAACUGCAUUCAUGUGCUUAUUCUCUGUUGUUAUAGCAUUAUUCAAGGAUAUACCUGAUAUUGAAGGGGAUAAGAUAUUUGGUAUCCGAUCCUUUACAGUGCGCUUGGGCCAAGAACGGGUUUUCUGGACCUGUAUUUCUCUGCUUGAAAUAGCUUAUGGUGUUGCUAUUUUAGUUGGAGCAGCUUCUUCCCACACCUGGAGCAAGUGUAUCACGUUAUGAUGUAGUAGUGAUGGCAUGGCACAGACAGCUGUUGUGUUGAUGAUGUGGCGGUGACAACAUGGCACCUUCUGAUGAUGUGACGUUGAGUGGCAGUGACGUAAGCUGACGUGGUGGAAGCAGAAGUAGAUUAAGAGUUAUGGAGGGUCAGAUGGCUGGAAAUUGUGAAAUUCCGGCGAGUGGAGAUUCGGGUCCAGUUUUGACCUGAAUGGAUCUUUGCCUCUGAUCUUCAUAUGGUGGCCGAAGUUGAUGUGUUGGGGUCGCCUCAGGCUGGCGAGGAGAUCUGCAUUGGCGGCAGGGAGUUUUGGAAGGCCCGAGGCGGUGGGUGUGAAGGGACAGUGGCAUCAGCUUUUGGAUCUGUUUCGUGAAAGACUUUUUUUUUUUCUCCCUUCUUCUUCUUCUUGAUAAUAAACAGUAAACUAAGGCAAUAAAACUUUUGAAGGGUAAGGGUUUGUGAUGGGAAAUUUCUAAGGAAAAGUGAGAACACAAGUGGGAUGUUUGGGAAUUUUUGCAGAAGUUGUGGAAUUUGGAUUGACUUUAGGCUCUGAUAUAAAAAAUUGAUAUAGAACAAAUAAAGAAGAUUAAAGAACUUAGAGAAAUCAAGGACAAAUCAUUGAAGAGAGAACUAAUUCUCAAGAUAUUAUUGAUCUCAUAAAAAUUGUCAUAUCAAAGCUUCUAAAUAAUAGAAAAUUAGCUCUGUUUAUGGAGCUUACAACCUUAAUCAAAUUAGGAAUAGAAAUAUUAAUUCAGCUCUAAUUAGGAAUACUAAAUAAGAAAAUAAGAAAAUAAUAGACCUAAUAAUAAUAAAAUUUCUAAAUAAUACAAACUCUUUAAAUUUCCUAAUUCUAUAAUAAUUAAAAUUCCUAAAUAAAAUUCUAAGCUUCCUAUUAUGCAUUUCUUUGCUUGGGAGCUAUGUUAUAAAUCUCAGUUAAAGCUAAACACUUGGGUGAAAUCAUUUUCCUCGAGUUUGGAGGGAAUUACUUCCCAUGAGUUUUGUAGGUUAUAACUAGCCUUCCAUAUGGAUUCUGAGAUACCAUUUCUGUUGCAAUUCCAAGUUAUCAAUGAUGGAUUCAGAAACCAUUCAUGUCCUCUUUGGUUUAUAACUGAUCCUCAUUGUAUGUGUUGUUCCUUGCAAGUAUGAUUAAGUUAUCAAUUGAUUCCACUCUUGCCUAUGGUUUAAU